AUGGCAUUAAGAAGCGCUGUCUACCGGCUCCUUGUGAACCCACACAGAUGUGCCCUGAUCUCAGCAUCCAGAUCACAGGGAACUGCAGCACCUGCCAGAUAUGCGAAGCUGGUGUUUGACUGGCGUGACGCCCUGGACCUGGAGGGUCAGCUGACGGAGGAGGAGAUCAUGAUCAGGGAUUCCUUCCGGACCUACUGCCAGGAGAAGCUGAUGCCCCGCGUCCUGAUGGCAAACAGAAACGAAGUGUUCCACAGAGAGAUUGUGUCGGAGAUGGGAGAGAUGGGGGUCCUGGGCCCAACUAUCAAAGGCUUCGGCUGCGCCGGGACAAGCUACGUGGCUUACGGUUUGAUUGCCAGAGAAGUGGAGAGAGUGGACAGCGGGUACCGCUCGGUCAUGUCGGUGCAGUCCUCGCUGGUCAUGCAUCCCAUCAAUGCCUACGGCACCGAGGAGCAGAAGCAGAAGUACCUCCCAAAGCUGGCUCGCGGCGAGAUCCUGGGCUGCUUCGGCCUGACCGAGCCCAACCACGGCAGCGAUCCCAGCAGCAUGGAAACCCGAGCCCGAUACAACCCGUCCAGUCGCACCUACUCCAUCACCGGCUCUAAAACAUGGAUCACCAACUCCCCGGUGGCGGACAUCGCCGUGGUCUGGGCUAAAUGCGACGACGGGAAGGUCCGUGGCUUCAUCUUGGAGCGCGGCAUGAAGGGCUUCUCCACGCCCAAGAUCGAGGGGAAGUUCUCCCUGAGGGCGUCGGCCACCGGAAUGAUCCUCAUGGAUGAGGUGGAGGUCCCAGAGGAGAACCUGCUGCCUAAAGUCUCCGGCCUGGCGGGUCCCUUUGGCUGCUUGAACAACGCCCGAUAUGGUAUCGCCUGGGGGGCUUUGGGCGCCGCCGAGUUCUGCUUCCACGCGGCCCGCCAGUACACACUGGACAGAAUUCAGUUCGGCGUGCCUCUGGCGAGGAAUCAGCUGAUGCAGAAGAAGAUGGCCGACAUGCUGACCGAGAUCAGCAUCGGGCUGCAGUCCUGCCUGCAGCUGGGCAGACUCAUCGACGAGAAAAAAGCGGCCCCGGAGAUGAUCUCCCUGCUGAAGAGGAACAGCUGCGGUAAAGCUCUGGACAUCGCCCGGCAGGCCAGAGACAUGCUGGGGGGCAACGGCAUCUCCGACGAGUACCACAUCAUUCGCCACGUCAUGAACCUGGAGGCGGUCAACACGUACGAAGGCACCCACGAUAUCCACGCUCUGAUCCUGGGCAGAGCCAUCACAGGCCUGCAGUCCUUCACCGUGGGGAAAUAA
Molecule: messenger RNA, 1290 nt
Organism: Menidia menidia (Atlantic silverside)
Lineage: Eukaryota; Metazoa; Chordata; Actinopteri; Atheriniformes; Atherinopsidae
Source: the annotation of a GenBank genome assembly